Molecule: messenger RNA, 5278 nt
Organism: Anguilla anguilla (European eel)
Lineage: Eukaryota; Metazoa; Chordata; Actinopteri; Anguilliformes; Anguillidae
Exons: 14
Coding region: 866-4732 (1288 amino acids)
Molecular function (GO): zinc ion binding; protein binding
Source: RefSeq, a predicted model, not a curated record
AAAGGACGCCCACAGCGAGAGAGCGGAAAGAGCCCAGAGUGAGCAUUGGCCCUGUGAAAACGACGCGUCUGCUGCCCUUCUGGCAUUAGCGACGGCAAACGGGUCACAAGGCCGUCGCCUGAGAUCAGUUCUGCACUUAAAAACAGCGUGCCGGGCUGAUUGCUCCGUCACCAUUUACGUUACUGCAGGCAAAAGCCGCCGCUGUUUAUCCCACUACUACAGCGAGAUUUUGAUGAUUCUUCAUUAUAAUGCUAAUCCUUUCCAACAGUGUCCAGGAAGCGCACAGCGUCGUAAUUUAAGGGUUAGUUGUGAGUCCUCGAUUGGCUAGAGAGUGCGCAGCCCCUUGAAUAAGGUCUAAACUGGAUGCUGAUUGAAAGUAAAUCGCAAAAAGCCAGAGGACACAGAGGCUGCCUCCAGGACUGGGGGUUUUGACGCCCAUGCACAAACAGGGAAAAAGAAACCACAAAACCCUCCGCAAUCUCAUCAGCCAGUGGAAUGUGUCCUGUGUGAAUUAAACCCAAUAGAAGAAGCCCAUAGACUAACCAGGAAAUCACAUUCACAUCAAAGCUCUCAGUGAUGUGUGUUUUAUGAGCUGUUGGAAGUCUCUCUCUCUCUCUCUCUCUCUCUCUCUCUCUCUCUCUCCCUCUCUCUCUCUCUCUCUCUUUCCUCUCUCUCUCUCUCUCUCUCUCUCUCUCUUUCCUCUCUCUCUCUCUCUCUCUCUCUCCACUCCCUGAUCUGUUCAGCCUGGCCUCUGUCCAACACCACACCUCCUGCUGCUGUGGGCUGAACCAGGAAGUCACUCCCCCUCUCUCUGUCACACAGUUUCAGAGAAACAAAACUGAACUCUGUCAGUGUUAGCAGUAAAAUGGCUGAAGGUGGAGUUUUACUGGAUCAGGACCAGUUGAGCUGUGCAAUCUGUCUGGAUCUACUGAAGGAUCCGGUGACUAUUUCCUGUGGACACAGUUUCUGUUUGGGCUGUAUUAAGGACUGCUGGGAUCAGGAUGAUCAUACUGGUGUCUACAGCUGUCCCCAGUGCAGAGAGACUUUCGCCCCAAGGCCUGUUUUAAGAAAAAGCACUAUGCUGGCUGAAGUGGUGGAGAAACUGAAGAAGACAGGACUCCAAGCUGCUCCUCCUGCUCACUGUUACUCUGGACCUGGAGAUGUGGCGUGUGAUGUCUGCACUGGGAGAAAGCGCAAAGCUGUCAAGUCCUGUCUGGUGUGUCUGGCGUCUUACUGUGAAACUCACCUCCAGCCUCACUAUGAAUCUCCUGCCUUUAAGAAACACAAACUGGUCAAAGCCACUGGAAACCUGCAGGAGAACAUCUGCUCUCAUCAUGACAAACUGCUGGAGGUUUACUGUCGUACUGAUCAGCAGUGUAUCUGUUAUCUGUGUACGAUGGAUGAACACAGAGGCCAUGAUACAGUCUCAGCUGCAGCAGAAAGGACUGAGAAACAGAAGCAGCUGGGGGCGACACAGAGUAAAUUCCAGCGGAGAAUCCAGGAGAGAGAGAAGGAGCUGCAGGACCUGAGACAGACUGUGCAGUCAAUCAAGCGCUCUGCACAGGCAGCAGAGGAGGACAGUGAGAGGAUCUUUACUGAGCUGAUCCGCUCCAUUGAGAGAAGGCGCUCUGAGGUGAAAGAGCUGAUCAGAGAUCAGGAGAAGGCUGCAGUGAGUCGGACUGAAGGACUCCUGGAGCGACUGGAGCAGGAGAUUGCUGAGCAGAGGAGGAGAGAUGCUGAGCUGGAGCAGCUUUCACACACAGAGGAUCACAUCCAGUUCCUCCAGAGCUGUCAGUCUCUCUGUGUCCCUCCUGGACCUGAAGACUUGCCCAGCAUCACUGUCAGUCCACACAUCUCUUUUGAGGCUGUGAGAAAAUCUGUCUCUGAACUAAAAGAGCAACUGGAGGAUUUCUGCAAGGUGGAACUGGUCAAGAUUUCUGAAUCAGUGAAAGAAGCCCAUACUGUAGAGCCCAGGACCAGAGAGGAUUUCUUACAGUAUUCCUGUGGGCUCACUCUGGACCCCAACACAGUGAAUAAAUGCCUCCGUCUCUCUGAGGGGAACAGAGAGGUGACCCGUGUGGGCAUGAUCCAGUCAUAUCCUGAUCAUCCAGAGAGAUUUGAGCGCCGGGCCCAAGUGCUGUGCAGAGAGGGUCUGUCUGGACGCUGUUACUGGGAGGCUGAGUGGAGUGGGAAUGGGGAGGUUUUUAUUGCAGUCUCAUAUAAAGAGAUCAGCAGGAAAGGAGGCAUUAAUGACUGCACUCUGGGAUGGAAUAACAAGUCCUGGAGUUUGUGCCGCUCCCCCUCCGGUUACUCUUUCCUGCACAAUAAUGAGGAAACUGGAAUCCCUGUUCCCCCCUCCUCCAGAAUAGGAGUGUACCUGGAUCACAGGGCAGGAACUCUGUCCUUCUACAGCGUCUCUGACACAAUGACCCUCCUGCACAGAGUCCAGACCACAUUCACUCAGUCCCUCUAUCCUGGGUUUUGGGUUUCUUUUGGAUCUUGUGUUAAACUGUGUGAUCUGGGAUGGUGUCCUCACUUGGAAGCUGUCAUGGGAGAAAUGACUCAUGUGGCCAACGCCUCUGGCGGACCCCUGCAAGUGUACUACAGCACUGACAAGAUGACUCUGGAGGAGAUCGAGAUCGUCUACGGGACUAAAGCUGGUGGCUCCAAGUCUGAGGGUCUGAGCUUAUCAGUGUCCGCAGAAACCAGGAUGCGAAUGAAACGCGACACCCGCAUCCGCUACAUACGCAUCCCGACCCGGGACUUCGGCAAGAUCCUGGGUGAGGGAAACAUCUAUGUCACCGUGUUCGUGGAGAACUGCUCCUAUGAUGACUGCAGGAUGAUCUCCCAGAACUUCUUCAUCCCCAGCGACAGGUCCUUCAUCGUCACCGCAAACCACAACAUCAAGUUCCAGAAGUAUGAAACAGUCUGUCAGCGUGAGCUGUACAAUAGCAGGGGCCAGUAUCUAAGUGGAAAUAUUUCUUGCUCUUUCUCACAUGGAUUUAGAGAAACUAAACAACAUCCUGAACUAAAACUAAUAUCUAUCAGUGUGAGCAGUAAAAUGGCUGAGGCCAGUAUCUCAGUGGAUCAGGACCAGUUCAGCUGUGCGAUCUGUCUGGAUCUGCUGAAGGAUCCGGUGACUAUUCCCUGUGGACACAGUUUCUGUAUGGGCUGUAUUAAGGGUUGCUGGGAUCAGGAUGAUCAUACUGGUGUCUACAGCUGUCCCCAGUGCAGAGAGAACUUCACCCCAAGGCCUGUUUUAAGAAAAAACAUCAUGUUUGCUGAAGUGGUGGAGAAACUGAAGAAGACGGGACUUCAAGCUGCUCCUCCUGCUCACUGUUACGCUGGACCUGGAGACGUGGCGUGUGAUGUCUGCACUGGGAGAAAGCGCAAAGCCGUCAAGUCCUGUCUGGUGUGUCUGGCCUCUUACUGCGAAAUUCACCUCCAACCUCACUGUGAAUCUCCUGCCUUUAAGAAGCACAAACUGGUCAAAGCCACUGGAAACCUGCAGGAGAAGAUCUGCUCUCAUCAUGACAAACUGCUGGAGGUUUACUGUCGUACUGAUCAGCAGUGUAUCUGUUAUCUGUGUACGAUGGAUGAACACAGAGGCCAUGAUACAGUCUCAGCUGCAGCAGAAAGGACUGAGAAACAGAAGCAGCUGGGGGUGACACAAAGUAAAUUCCAUCAGAGAAUCCAGGAGAAAGAGAAGGAGCUGCAGGAUCUGAGACAGGCUGUGCAGUCAAUCAAGCGCUCUGCACAGGCAGCAGUGGAGGACAGCGAGAGGAUCUUUACUGAGCUGAUCCGCACCAUUGAGAGAAGGCACUCUGAGGUGAAAGAGCUGAUCAGAGAUCAGGAGAAGGCUGCAGUGAGUCGGACUGAAGGACUCCUGGAGCGACUGGAGCAGGAGAUUUCUGAGCUGAGGAGGAGAGAUGCUGAGCUGGAGCAGCUUUCACACACAGAGGAUCACAUCCAGUUCCUCCAGAGCUGUCAGUCUCUCUGUGUCCCUCCUGGACCUGAAGACUUGCCCAGCAUCACUGUCAGUCCACACAUCUCUUUUGAGGCUGUGAGAAAAUCUGUCUCUGAACUAAAAGAGCAACUGGAGGAUUUCUGCAAGGUGGAACUGGUCAAAAUGUCUGAAUCAGAAAGUCCAGUGAAAGAAGUCCAUUCUGUAGAGCCCAGGACCAGAGAGGAUUUCUUACAGUAUUCCUGUCAGCUCACACUGGACCCCAACACAGUGAAUCAAUACCUCCGUCUGUCUGAGGGGAACAGAAAGGUGACCCGUGUGGAAGAGAUCCAGUCAUAUCCUGAUCAUCCAGAGAGAUUUGAAUACUGGGCCCAAGUGCUGUGCAGAGAGGGUUUGUCUGGACGCUGUUACUGGGAGGCUGAGUGGAGUGGGGAAGAGGUUUCUAUAGCAGUAUCAUAUAAAGUGAUCAGCAGGAAAGGAGGCCGUAAUGACAGUGCUCUGGGAGGUAAUAACAAGUCCUGGAGUUUGCGCCGCUCUUACGGCGGUUAUUAUUUCUGGCACAAUAAUAAGUACACUAAAAUCCCUGUUCCCCGCUCCUCCAGAAUAGGAGUGUACCUGGAUCACAGGGCAGGAACUCUGUCCUUCUACAGCGUCUCUGACACAAUGACCCUCCUGCACAGAGUCCAGACCACAUUCACUCAGCCCCUCUAUCCUGUGUUUUGGGUUUAUACUUUUGGAUCCUCUGUAAAACUGUGUGAUCUGGGAUGAGGCAGAGGGAAGAUCAGAUGUAAUCAGUGAGAGAAAAACACUGCAGUGAAAUAGAUGUAAAUAAAAUAUUACAUUUCAGGGUCUGUUGAGGGGCUCAAACAUUGGGAACAUUAAUUUAACAGCAGGCGCAACAUUUUUUAAAAGUGUUUUUUUAGAGAAUUUUUUAUUUGAACAUCAUAUAAAAUAAGAAAAAUAAAAACUGAAGAGAGGUAAAGAUGGAAUAAGACGGUAAAUAUGUGGGUUUAGAAAAUAGGAUCCUCUGCUUUCAUUUCUGCUUCUUCCACAUGGGAAUUUUAUGAAUGCUUUGUAAUGAUCACACUGUUUGUAGAAAGUCCUUCUGUAGUUUAUGUUCAGGUGUCCUUUGUACCAAUGUGACGCUGGCUGGCCUUAAAAUAGGAUGGGUUAUUGUCAUGUCUUUAAGAAGCUGAUUUCAGUACAGAGUAGAAGUGCUGUGAUUCAAAUAAGUUAUAAAUGUAUCAUGUAUGUUUUGUUGGGCGUUGUUCUGUAAGACUUUUCGACCUUCAAUAAAAACUCCUUUACAAACCC